UAGUAGGGCUACAGCAGCUUGAAGUAUUGCUGCCAGAGGCUGGUCAGGCACGUGACCGGAGUGGGCCAAUGAGAGCCGCGUAGCGACUCGAGCUCCCCUCAAAUGACGGCCUGACUGCUGCUGCUGGCGUUCAGACAGUUCAGAGUGAUUGCAGCGAUUGUUCCAAAGAUGGCUACAGGUAGAUGUUGGUAGUCGUGUUGACGGCCUGGUUGCGGUGGUGCUCUUGGCCCUGGUCAGUUGUCCACGACGCGUCUAAGCUGGAAGCCUUUCUAAACAUGUGGAUCACAGGUAAGACGGACCAAAGCUCCCAACGAGAUGCCAUAUUCAACGACUUGUACACGGAGUGUAGGCUGGCUCCUCCAGGUGCUCGCUUGUCAUACCUGGUUCGAACCAAAAUGGAGCGUCUCAGUCGCGAGGAACGCAAAGAAAUCGUCUCGCGAGUCCAGGAAGGCUGUGCGCCACUCUUUGUGGCCUGCAAGAAGGGCAACGCGGACAUUGUUGAGUACCUCAUCACGGUGUGCGGCGCCGACCUGGAGCAGCGAGGUGUUUACGAAGUGACCGACGACCGCUCCAUCCAUUUCGUGACCCCGCUGUGGUGUGCCGCGGUCGCUGGCAAACUGGCCGUCGUCAAGCAGCUCGUCUCGUACGGCGCGAACGUGAACAGCGUGUCGGACACGGGUUCGACCCCCGUGAGGUCGGCCUGCUUCAUGUCUCACCGCGACGUGGUCAUGUUCCUGGUGAACAACGGCGCGGACAUCCUCAAGCCCAAUUAUAACGGGGGCACCUGCCUCAUCAACUCGGUGCAGAGCGUCGGCCUGUGCAGGUUCCUGCUGCGGUGCGGGGCCGACGUGAACGCGCAGGACGUCCAGUUCAAGACGGCCCUGCAUUACGCCAUCCAGGAGCACCGCUUCGACACAACGCGGCUGCUGCUUGAGCAGCGAGCAGACCCGAUGAUCCGCAGCCGCUACGGCGACGACGCCCUGCAGACAGCCUGUCUCAAGGGGGCCACAGAGAUCUUCGAGUACCUCAUGGCCACGGUGGACUACAGCCCCGCGCGGCGUGCCGACGCGGACGAGCUGAUGGGCACCACGUUCUUGGACGAGCACCACGACGUCCAGACGGCGCUGGUCUACUGGCGGCGGGCCCUGGAGCUGCGGCAGCGGGAGAACGCGCCCAAGCCGCCGCCCGCGGAGCCCCGGGCCGCCUUCAUGCACAUCGCCGAAUAUCGAACCGCCGAGGGUCUGGACAGUGUGGCCCUCGACCUGGACGCCAUGCGCAACCAGUCUCUUCUCAUAUGCGAGCGCAUCCUGGGGCCAUACCACAAGGACACCAUCUUCCGGCUCAUGUACCGCGGCGCGGCGUACGCGGACAACCUGCAGUACCAGCGCUGCAUCGACCUCUGGAAGUAUGCCCUGGAACUGCGCAUCUGCAAGGACACUCUUCUUCACACGGAGUCUGGCGUAGCUGCCAUGGCGCUUGUGCGCCUGUACCUGGACAUGUACGACAAGGGCAAAGCUGGCCUGCUAAGGGACCAACUUCAGCUGGCAGACGUGGUGCACACGACGGAGCUUCUGGUGGCGCGCUUUGCCGAGACAGCGGAGCUUCUGGCUGUGCAGCCCGUCUUUCGCCGACAGCUGGACAACUUCGACAAGAUCCUCAAGGUGCUCACACACCUCUUCUUCGUGCUUCACGCACUUCCCAAGAGCGAGGAAGAAGACGUUUCCGUACGGCGGCUCGUGGCCCGCGCGCUGGCGCAGGAGCCACGCAGUUCGAUGGGGGACACGUUGCUCCACCUGGUGGUGACGAAGAUGAACACGAUGAAGCCCACGGCCUUCUUUGAGGACUCCUACACAACCAUCUUCCCAGACGCCCAGGUGGCGCAGCUGCUCCUCGAGUGUGGUGCUGACAUCGAGGCAACCAACCAGUGCCUCAGCACGCCCCUGCAUGUGGCCUCGCUGCGCAACAACUAUCGCACGGCAGUGGUGCAGGUGCUGCUAGCGCACGGCGCCCACCUGGACCGGCGCAACGCCAACGGAAACCAGCCGCACCGCAUGCUGGCAGGCAUUGGCGAGUGCAUCGUCAAUCCCCUCCAGCACAUCACGCUGCGCUGCCUGGCAGCUCGUAAGAUCAUAGAGCGCAAGAUCGCCUACGUGGGCGAGGUACCCGUGUCGCUCGAGAGCUUUGUGCGCAUCCACUGAGGCACCUGUCGACGCAACUCUGUGGAAUGUUUUUUUUAUGACGCGCAGGUUUUGGAGCUUGUGGACCCUGUUUUAAAAGUCUUAGAGAUGAUUGUACUUGCCUGUGUGUGCGUGUGUUUUUAAAUUUGUGUUCAAGAGAUGACCCUGAUGGGAAGGCCAUCGUGCAAACCCUUCUGGCGCUGCUGUUUUCUGCAAUGAUUUUAAUUGUGCUGCACUAUUUUUUUUUUUUGUUGAGGAUGUUUGUUAGCUAAUGAUUUAAAUUGAAGAUCUGAUGUAGAGCACCCCAAUAGUUUUCUUCUUUCAGAGGUCGUUGACGGGCACUAUGAUUGUCCCAUUUCUUUUUUCUCUUUUUUUGUUGGGAGCGGGGGGAAGUUUUAGAGCAUGAUGUUUUAUCUUGCCUUCUGAAAACUUUGAUUCUUCUCAAAUAGGUACCUUACAAGCAACAAAUGAACUCAUGCCAUAAUAAAUUGGUUUUUUACCAUUUGAUCCAUUAUUAUUUCGUCCUUCCUAGGUGUUGCUUUGUUGUUAUGGUCCGGAAACUGCUUCUGGUCAAUGGAGGUGAGGUCCAUUUUGCCGCAAAGAAUGCCAGCUCGCCCUUGUUUCAUAGCAAAGAUAAAGUGCUUUGGCGAUUUGGACAAGUUGGUUUUGUUGCUCGCUCUUUACUCCUCUUUACUCGGGACUUGUUUGCAUCUGUUGGUGCGAAAAUUCGGAUCCACCGAUGCACAGCUUUCCUCGCAUACUUGCACUCAGUCAUGUGAUUGCUGUGCCAAGCUGCGCCAAAGUGCUUACACUGCCUCAUUGUGCUACAUUUUGCCAAAAUUUGUCGAAUCUGUACCAGCAUUGCAACAAAAGUCAAUUUAAAAUACUUAAAAUGGGAUAGCUUGGGCCCGGUACAUGGCGAGGUUGUUACGGUAGGCUUGUGCAAAUUUUUAUGACUCGAUUAUAGCGUCAAAUGCUGUACUACCUGAUUUCAUCUCUGUCAAGCACUGACAGUACUCUGAAGUUUCGCAAUAUUUCUCGUGUGUGGUUUGUUCAAUACUCCAUUUCAUACUUGUAUGCAACGCUGUCAAAACUACUGGCACGAGCUUGUGGCUUUAUCUCUAUGGAGUAUAGCAGGUUAGCAAAAUUCGUUGAGUGUGCUUCUCACCUCUCACUGGUGCGCUGCAGUGAAGCGACAAUCGCAAAAUGGACAUUGUUUUGCAUAUCUUGUUUCGCCACAGCGCACUCGCCUGCUAUAAGGAAGGCACCUUUCCAGGGCGGGAUGUGACGUGCGAUUUUUUAAUGAAGCUGUGGCUAUUAUAUAGGCUAUAAUGGACUGCAAUAUUUUGACGAGAUCUUUUUAAACUUAGAGAUUUAGCGAGGAUAAUUGAUUAUUGCUAAAAGAUUUGUAUGGACUGCUCCAUUGGUUUAUUUUUUGUGAACACUUGCGUAUAUUCCUAACGAGCGUGUUUGUAAGAUGUACUAGAUAACAGAAAGUAUAAAACGUAGGACAAAACACAGACGAGUACAUUUACGAGUAGUUUUGCUUAGUUACUACCUUUAUGUGACUUCAUAUCUGUUUGAUGGCGCAGUCAAUAGAGUAUGCUGAAACUAUAUUAUCUGGAGCUGUGAAUGGAAGCUUGGAAACAACCGUAACGAAUUUGGUGGUAUUGUUUUUUUAAAAAGGCUUAUAUCACAUAGCGAUUUUUGAUAAGUUUUCCAUAUAAAAUGUUAUUGCGGUCCAUAAUUUAAUACAACAGCUUUUUUAAAUUUAUUUUAAUAAUUGCAGUUUUAUUAGAACCUUUAGAACUUGAACAAAUCAAUAUCGGUGCACUAAAUUAUUCUAUUAAAAUUAUUUCAGUGGAAUAUACUAUUUGCUUUAUCCUUGAUUCUGUACCAAAAAUAACUGUGCUCUGUAGUUCAUACUGACAUUUAUCAAUCGGCAUCUAGUUGCCCUGUUUUUGCUUCUACGCACAACUAAGCAGUGUGUUCUGUGUUCGAGGGAAUCAAACCUGCCAUGCAACUGAUGCUAACAAAAGGUUUCACGAAAGUGGGAAGGCAAAAUCGACAUUGUCUUUCAGUUCCGUUUGACAGGCCAACACAUGAAUCUUAAGAUAGUAUUUCCAAUGGUAUGGAGGAAAGUGAAGUGUGUGCUUAUGCUCCGAAAGGUGCUCCAAGAAUAUUCCGACUAAUUCUAUCACUGGGCAAGUAACCAAUGUCCCCACACUUCUCAACUCAAACUCUAUGCUGCAGGCGACUUGGUUUGUAAUUGAUUAGUUGAUGAGGUCUUAUGUAUCGGGUGGAGUUGAACAACUCAUAUUGAGUGAAAUCGCUGCGUUACUCUCUAGAGAUCAGUUAGGAUUGCUUGGUCUCUAUCUUGUGGCUGGUUGAGAUAAGCAAUUUUGAACAUUUCUUUGUAGUUCCUUGUUCAAGUGCAUCUGAACAUAUUGUUUCUGAAAGUUUGUACAGCUUUUUCAAUUCAGGUGCCUGAGAGAAGUUUGGUUCCAGCAGCAUUACUCAACAUCUCUUUUGGCUUUGCCUCUUGCUUUUUAAUGAUUUCCUCGGUGCCCAUUCACACUUUGAGCGCAUUUAAAAUUUGAGCCACCAUUGCUGCCCUUCUCAUAUCUCGCUGAGAUGCCAAACCCUGCUUUGGUGACGAGCACCCUGGUGUCUAGAAAGAAAUACAAUAAUCUCUUGUGUGCCAAUAGUGAUGGAGUGAAAUCGCCAGCAUAAAAGUGCAGGGCAGCUACACCUGACUAUUCAGGGCUGUCUGACUAGAAACCAGCGUGGGCCAAUACAUAGAUCAAGCCUUUUACACAAUUAAGGUUUAAUUUUAUACGCGAAAGAAUGAAGAAAUAGGACGGGGGGGGAGCACAGAAUACAUCUUUCAACUAGCAACAAACAAGAAUCUUGUUUUAUGUAACGGGCGUAGCCGGGGGGCGGGGGCUUAUGGGGCUUCAGCUCCCCCCCCCCCCCCCCCCGGAAAUUCAGCCGACCCUCUAAUAUAUAUACACCUGCAUUUUGACCCCCUCUCCAUUUCCACACCCCAAGUCAUGGAUAUCCCAGCCACCUCACCCCGCACCCCCCCCCCCCCCGACAACAAUUCCUGGCUAGGGUACUGGUAUGUAACUAAUUUUCGUUUUAAUUUGUUGUUUUGUAAUUGCAAACCGCAUCCAUUAUUUGUACGGUUUGCAACAAUAUUUCUGCUCCAUCACACUCGCUGACGAAAAAAGAAGUUUAAUUUCUUAAACCUAAACUUUCCAGUCUGCUUCCCACACUGAUGUGAUAUUGUGUUUUUAAGGUUUUAAUUUCGUUUAUCAAGCACAAAAUGCAUAUAUUUUAGUUUUAUCUGUUUUCCAGUUCACAUUUCCCUUUUUUUAUCUCUCUCCUAAGAUUUGUUGACACCUUUGGGAGUGGUUCUGUUACAUGCUUGUUUGUUGCUAGUUGAAAGAUGUCGUGUUUCAUGCUCCAUCUUAUUUGUUUAUUCUUUUGUGUGUAAAAUUCUGCAGAAUUUGGCUAAUAUUUAUCAUAAUCAUUUAUUAUUGACGUUAUGCCAAAUUGUGUAACAUUUCAAUUGGGUCUUCCCGAAGCUUUUUCAAUGUUCACACCAGAACAAACGAGUCAGUUACUUGGAAAGUUGUGUGUGUCUAUUUUGUACUUGUUGCAUGCUCAGAAACUUUGUGGAAGAGUUGCAUUUUAUUUUUUAAUAUUGAACUUCUUAUGCUCUUUUCAUUUUCACUCUAAAGGAUCCAUUGAUAUGUUCUUUGGGAGUAAAAUUCCAAUUUGCAGCCCUCGGA
Molecule: messenger RNA, 5974 nt
Organism: Ixodes scapularis (black-legged tick)
Lineage: Eukaryota; Metazoa; Arthropoda; Arachnida; Ixodida; Ixodidae
Gene: m-cup
Product: protein fem-1 homolog C
Exons: 1
Coding region: 183-2198 (671 amino acids)
Molecular function (GO): protein binding
Source: RefSeq, a predicted model, not a curated record